CCGACUCUUUAAACCCUCAAGACCUCAACACAUUACACAUGCAUCAUCAAAACAAUAAUUUUCACACUUUCAACUGGUCCAUGUAAAUUGGAAAUGAUAAUAAAUGAUUGCAAGUUGCCCCUAAAGCCAAAAGUCAAAACUACCUUCUUUUAAGAAAUCGAAUGUAUCCCCCAAUUUAGAUUUAUACAAGAUCAACAAACCUCAUGAUUCAAACUCAUCAUAGUCAUCAAACCACUCUUCCACUCCACAACCUCUCUUCAGCUCUGAUCGAUCAACCAGGGAAACAGAAAACAGAAGGGAAUUAAUGGGUUUUCAAAAAGAGAACCUUGAUCUGGUUUUAGUCCCAAGUGGGUUGCUGAUCAUGUUUUCCUACCAUCUUAUCCUCCUCUACAGAUACCUCAAUCUUCCUCACACCACCGUCAUCGGCUACGAGAACAAUGACAAGAGAGCUUGGGUGGAGAGAAUCAUGCAGCUCGACAACAAGGACAUAGGAAUUGCUCUGCAAGUCAUUUCGUCGAACAUCUCGGCGGCAACUUUCUUAUCCUCUGUUUCCUUAACUAUGAGCUCUCUGAUCGGCGCCUGGACCGGCAGCUCCUCCGGCGCGAUUUUUCAGAGCAAUUUGAUCUACGGUGACCGGAGACCCUCCACAAUUUCUAUAAAAUACAUAAGCCUUCUCAUCUGUUUUCUCCUCGCCUUCUCAUUUUUUGUGCAAUCCACGAGGUGCUUCGUGCACGCAAAUUACCUGAUAAGCACGCCGGAUACGGAUAUUCCAGAGAGAAAUGUGGAGGUGGCGGUGAUAAGGGGGGGUGAGUUUUGGUCGCUCGGACUUAGAUCGCUUUAUUUUGCGACUAAUUUGCUACUGUGGUUUUUUGGCCCGAUACCCAUGUUUGCUUCGUCGGUGAUAAUGGUGGUGCUCUUCCAUCACCUUGACUCCAAUUCGACACCGCUGCACCGGUAUGGGUCUUCCCGGAGCCAAGCAGUGAAAAGGGUUGGCGACCGGCCGGCUGCCGGAGCAGCUACCGCCGAGGUACGCGGUGGCAGUUAAGUUGGGAUCAAAGUCUGAAAAUUAACGUUGUCCAUGACAAUGUCAACGGAACUUUUUUAUCAUUAUUCUUCUUAAUGUUUCUUUUUGUUUUGCAAUAAGAAAGUCACGAACAAUGACAAGAAAUUUAUACAUAGGAUAGGAUGGGGAAAUUAUAGCGGGCGCAAUUCUAACUUAUUCAGUGCAUUAUGUUUGCCACGCUUGUUUCGUACGUUGGGAUAAGCUUUCAUCAUGUAAAUAUUAGUGUAAAUUUAUUUUCUACUAGUUGUUUCUUUGUCAAAUAAGGUAAUGACUCUUCAAUCACUUUGAUGUUUUCUAA
Messenger RNA from Malania oleifera, 1361 nucleotides. RefSeq lists its product as uncharacterized. NCBI's taxonomy places the organism in Eukaryota, Viridiplantae, Streptophyta, Magnoliopsida, Santalales, Ximeniaceae. The coding region runs from base 305 to 1045 and encodes 246 amino acids. The record is from RefSeq and is a predicted model, not a curated record. The transcript has a single exon.